Messenger RNA from Megalobrama amblycephala (Wuchang bream), 2411 nucleotides. RefSeq names its product trace amine-associated receptor 13c-like. The record is from RefSeq and is a predicted model, not a curated record. The transcript has a single exon. Gene Ontology annotation, biological process: G protein-coupled receptor signaling pathway. Gene Ontology annotation, cellular component: membrane. NCBI's taxonomy places the organism in Eukaryota, Metazoa, Chordata, Actinopteri, Cypriniformes, Xenocyprididae. Gene Ontology annotation, molecular function: trace-amine receptor activity. Bases 1416 to 2411 code for a protein of 331 amino acids.
UCUAGCAUAUAUUUCUUAGUAACUAAAACCCACAGCUUCACUAUUUGUACAGAGAAGCUGCCAGGUAGAAUUAAUUCACAUACAAUCGCUCUCUCACUAAUGCAUUCAUAUAAAUGUAAGCUUUACUAGGCUACUUUAUAUGUAUCUGAUAUAGAACAAGUAGAAAUCUGUGAGAAAUAUAAUGACCCAAAGACAAAAGAACUGAUAAAAAUAAGCUGUUAUGUAAGAGCAAUAUUUGUGGGCAGUGUCAUAUGCCGUGCACAAGGCAGCCCAUGUUUCAGUCACAGCUUGACUUAGGGCUCGUUCACACAGAAUGCAUUUUUUCUUUCAAAAAUGCAAGACACGGCAGUGGAAUGUGGGAAAAAAAUGCAUGGUCUCGAGAUGUGUUUUUUUUUUUUUUAAAGUUGAACUGAUUUGAACUUGAGUGCCAAAUUUUUAGAAUGCCAUGCGCGAGACAUUGCAAAAGACGCAAGAUGCGAGUGCAACGGUCUGUCUAGCGUGUUUACAUAGAAAAACAAUGGAAAAGUAGCGGAUUGGAAUGGAAAAGCACGUUCUGUGUGAACAGCCCCUUAUUUGUUCAUUAAUGACGUCAUCAUCGACUAUAUUUAGGUUUAUAACUGGUCAGGUUCUCACCUUAUUGAUGAACCGGAAUUGUAAUUUUUUUGAGUAAAACUGCAAAUUCUGUCUCUGUAAAAAAGCUGCCUCCGUAAUAAUCUUCUGAUACGUGCAGCACAAUCAAGUGAAAAUUGCUGUGUGGGCUAAUUGAUAAAUCUAUUAAACAAAAAGUUGCAUUGCAAAUGACAUAAGCAUGCUCUAGCCCGGAACGUUAAAUGCAAUAUCAGUGUAGGCCAACAGAUGAGUGGGGAGGGGGGAUAAUCGCGCCAGGGCAUGGUAGAAGGCAACCGUGCCUGGUGUGAGUACGCCCUUGAAGCCUUACACAUUCACAGGAGUAGAAAUGUAAUUUUAUAAUAAGAUUAUAUUACAAUUUACAUGUUUGCAUACAAUUUCUAUGUGAGUGUUGAUUAUUAUAUCUAAAAAUAAAUAGCAACUGAAUUUAGGGCUCUGUUGUUAAUUGUAACCUUUAAUAUUAUAGCAAUAAGUAAGUUUUUUAACUCCUGCUGUACCAAACCGUCAUUUUUGUGUACCGUUACACCCCUAAUACACAUCAUCCAGUCCCUCGUGGCAUGCUUUGAAUAUUUAAAUUGUAGGUGGGUUUAAUGCAAUAUAAUCAAACCUCACAUUUAAUUGGUUGUCCCUGUUUUCUGUACAUUAUUAAAUUACAGUUGAGUCAGUAAAGGAAGGCAGAAAGUCAAACUGACAGCUUGAACAUUACACCACAGCUUCAAAGCAGUCUUUUGAUGAAUAACGGGGUGCACAGGACCAGGUUACAUAUGAGGAUAUAAUCCGUUGUGAAAAUGUUUGACAUGAGUAUGAUGGAGGAGGACAAAAGUCAAGAAAUCCAGUAUUGCUUUCCGGACAACAAUUUAUCAUGUUUCAAAGAUAUCAAACCUGAAGUGGAAUACAUUGUUUUGUACAUUUUCAUUUCUUUAUUAUCAGUGAUCACUGUGUUUCUGAACCUGCUGGUGAUCAUCUCCAUCUCUCACUUCAAGCAGCUUCACACUCCAACCAACCUGAUUAUUCUCUCUCUGGCUGUGGCCGACCUGAUUGUGGGACUGAUUGUUAUUCCAUUAAUGGGCAUCAGAUUCAUAGAAUCAUGCUGGUACUUUGGAGAGACGUUCUGUUCUCUUUUUUUAGUUAUUAUUUUUAUGGUUGUUACGGCAUCUCUUGGUAAUUUAGUCUUUAUAUCUGUUGAUCGUUACAUUGCUGUGAGUGACCCUUUGAGAUACACAGUGAGGGUCACAACUGAUAAAGUUGUUUUUUGCAUUAUUAUAAAUUGGAUGUGUUGUGGCAUGUAUUCUGUCAUUAUCUUAUAUAAUACUAUAUUCUAUCCAGAGACACACAACAGGUGUUAUGGAGAAUGUACAGUUUCUUUUAAGUUUGAACAUUUUGUCACAGACCUCAUAGUCACUUUUGUUGCCCCUUCUUCUGUAAUCAUGUCUAUAUAUGUGAAAAUCUUCUGUGUUGCUACACAUCAGGCCAAGGUUGUAAAUUCUGUCACAGGUGUCAGCAGGUCACAAAGAAAGGCAGGAAAAACUCUGGGAAUUGUUGUCGCAGUUUUCUUUACGUGUUGGAUACCGUAUUACAUAGUCACACUUAUUGAAGGAAAUGAGUCAACAGAAUCGGUUGAACUUCAUGUAACGUGUUGGAUUAUGUACAUGAAUUCCUGUAUGAAUCCACUUAUCUAUGCGUUGUUCUAUAAAUGGUUUAGAAUAUCAGCUAAACACAUUGUUACUCUAAAUAUAUUCAAACCAUCAUCAGAAUAUUUCAGUAUUUUCACAGAGGAUAAAUGA